Ascoidea rubescens DSM 1968 is the source of this 1041-nucleotide messenger RNA. RefSeq names its product hydroxymethylbilane synthase (gene HEM3). Gene Ontology annotation, cellular component: cytoplasm. The record is from RefSeq and is a predicted model, not a curated record. Lineage: Eukaryota; Fungi; Ascomycota; Saccharomycetes; Ascoideales; Ascoideaceae. The transcript has a single exon. The annotation marks the transcript as partial. Gene Ontology annotation, biological process: heme biosynthetic process. Gene Ontology annotation, molecular function: hydroxymethylbilane synthase activity.
UCAAAUAAAGUUAUUAUUGGCGGCAGAAAAUCAAAAUUAGCUGUUAUACAGUCUGAACUAAUUAAAGGCUCAAUCCUCCAUCACUUUCCCAACUUGGAUAUUCAAAUCAUCGCCCUAUCCACUCUCGGCGACAAAAUUCAAAACAAGCCUUUAUACUCUUUUGGUGGGAAAUCCCUAUGGACAAAAGAAUUGGAAAUCCUUUUGCUAACUAAUUUAGUCGACAAUUCGAUUAACCUCGAUCUCCCUAGAAUCGACCUCAUAGUCCACUCCCUAAAGGAUAUGCCAACUUUCUUGCCUCCUCAUUUUGAACUAGCUUGUAUAUCUGAAAGAGAAGAUCCCUCCGAUGCUGUUGUCAUGCCUUCCUAUUCUCCCUAUAAGUCCCUAUCCGAUUUGCCCUCAAAUUCCAUUGUUGGUACUUCCUCCAUCAGAAGAUCAGCUCAAUUGUUGAAAAAUUUCCCUUACUUGAAAUUCCAGUCCUGCAGAGGAAACGUUCUUACAAGAUUGAACAAACUAGAUGACCCAUCAUCAGAAUUCGAUUGUCUAAUUCUAGCCACUGCUGGCUUGAAAAGACUAGACUUAUCCCAUAGAAUAACCUAUACCCUUAACUCAAAAAAUGGCAUGUAUCAUGCCGUUGGCCAAGGUGCUUUAGGUAUAGAAAUUAAAAAAAAUAACUUUUAUAUCAAAAAAAUAUUAAACAAAAUUCUAAAUUUAGACGCAACUGCUUGUUGUUUGGCUGAAAGAUCCUUAAUGAGAACCUUAGAAGGUGGUUGCUCGGUCCCAAUCGGCGUGGAAUCAGAAUUCAACAAUAACAUCCUCCUCCUAAAAGCCAUUGUAAUAAGUGUCGAUGGUAAAAAAUUCGUUGAAGAUCAAUAUUCUUUAGAUUUUUCUCCUCUAAUAUCCAAUACCAACAACAACAAAGAUAAUAUACAAAAAAUAUCAUAUAAUGACCAAUUUGUCCAAUAUGCUGAAUCUGUCGGAAGAAUUUUAGCCAAUAAUUUGAUAGAUAAAGGUGCAAAAGAAAUCCUUAAUGAAAUUAAUUUA